UAAAGAUUGAAGAAACAUUCAGAGUCAAACAUGAAGAUCCGCAGGAACAAACAGACCUACUUGAAAAUAAUAAGGGGAGUAAAGAGGAAGAACAUCAUGUCAAAAUUGAGGAAAAAACUCAUUUACAGACUGAUGAUAUUUCGAAAAGAAGAGACAAGAAUAGUUUCACCUGCUCUCAGUGUGGAAAGAGCUUUGGAAGACAAAGCAGUCUUAAAAUUCACAUGAGGAUCCACACUGGAGAGAAACCCUACACAUGCUCUCAGUGUGGGAAGAGUUUUAGCGUAUCAUCGCACCUUAAUCUACACAUGAGGAUCCACACUGGAGAGAAACCAUUUAGGUGCACUCAGUGUGGUAAGAGUUUUAACUGCACAUCACCCCUUAAUAAACACAUGAGGAUCCACACUGGAGAGAAACCAUUCACAUGCACUCAGUGUGGGAAGAGUUUCAGCCAAUCAUCAUCCCUUAAUCUACACAUGAGGAUCCACACUGGAGAGAAACCAUUCACUUGCACUCAGUGUGGGAAGAGUUUUAACUGCUCAUCACACCUUUAUCUACACAUGAGGAUCCACACUGGAGAGAAACCAUUCACUUGCACUCAGUGUGGGAAGAGCUUUUACUGCCCAUCACACCUUAAUCAACACAUGAGGAUCCACACUGGAGAGAAACCAUUCACAUGCACUCAGUGUGGGAAGAGUUUCAGCCAAUUAUCAUCUCUUAAUAAACACAUGAGGAUCCACACUGGAGAGAAACCAUUCACUUGCACUCAGUGUGGGAAGAGUUUCAUCCACUCAUCACACCUUAAUCAACACAUGAUGAUCCACACUGGAGAGAAACCAUUCACAUGCCAUCAGUGUGGGAAGAGUUUCAGCAAAUCAUCAUCGCUUAAUAGACACAUGAAGAUCCACACCAGAGAAAAACCCUUCACUUGCAAUCAUUGUGGGAAGAGUUUCAACCAAUCAUCAUACCUUUAUAAACACAUAAGGAUCCACACUGAAGAGAAACCAUUCACAUGCACUCAGUGUGGGAAGAGUUUCAGCCAAUCAUCAUACCUUAUUAGACACAUGAGGAUCCACACUGGAGAGAGACCAUUUAUAUGCACUCUGUGUAAAAAGAGUUUCACCCAAUCAGCAUCCCGUAAUCUACACAUGAGAAUCCACACUGGAGUGAAACCAUUCUCAUGCACUCAGUGUGGGAGGAGUUUCAUCCACUCAUCACACCUUAAUCAACACAUGAUGAUCCACACUGGAGAGAAACCAUUUACAUGCAAUCAGUGUGGGAAGAGUUUCAGUAAGUCAUCAUCGCUUUAUAGACACAUGAUGAUCCACACUGGAGAGAAACCAUUCACUUGCACUCAGUGUGGGAAAAGUUUUAUCCACUCAUCACACCUUAAUGAACACAUGAUGAUCCACACUGAAGAGAAACCAUUCACAUGCCCUCAUUGUGGGAAAAGUUUCAGCAAAUCUUCAUCGCUUUAUAGACACAUGAAGAUUCACACCGGAGAAAAACCAUUCACAUGCACUCAGUGUGGGAAGAGUUUCAGCCAAUCAUCAUAUCUUAAUAAACACAUGAUGAUCCACACUGGAGAGAAACCAUUCACAUGCUCUCAGUGUGGGAAGAGUUUCAACCAAUCAUCAAACCUUAAUCUACACGUGAGGAUCCAUACUGGAGAGAAACCAUUCACUUGCACUCAGUGUGGGAAGAGUUUCAACCAAUUAUCAAAUCUUAAUAAUCACAUAAAGAUCCACACUGGAGAAAAACCUUUCACAUGCUCUCACUGUGGGAAGAGUUUCAACCAAUCAUCAUCCCUUAAACAACACAUGAUGAUCCACAAUAGAGAGAAACAAUUUACAUGCACUCAGUGUGGGAAGAGUUUCAGCCAAUCAUCAUACUUUAAUAAACACAUGAGGAUCCACACUGGAGAGAAGCCAUUCACAUGCAGACAAAACAACCAUUAAAACCAGAAAAGAAAAAGACAGACGGAAUAGCUGAUAGCCUGUCAGCUAGCAUUGCAGCAAUACAUACGGACAUCAAAGCUUUCCGGAUGGAUAUUAAAAGUCAAUCAAAAACUGGAUGGCCUUAUCAUGGACCUAAACGCAACCGCAGAAAAGGUCAACGAAGCAGAGCAACGAGUUGGAGAAUUGGAGGAGAACAAUGCUGGGAGGAAAGAAAUGCUCAAUCAAUCCAUCCAUAUUCAAGAAAAUUUACAAGAGAAACGGUGAGAUCUAGAAACACUCUUCCGUAGAAAUAAUAUUCGGAUCUUUGGAAUCCCGGAAGGAAGCGAAGGGAAUAAUAUCCAAGACUUAGUGGAAACGAUUAUCAAAAUGGAGCUGUCACUCGACGAAUAUGACCUUAAAAUCCAACGGUGUCACUGGGCACUCGGACUAAAACCACCCACUGAUGCAACCCCACACUGUAAAAAAAUUAUUUCCAUGAUUUGUCAUCACAACGUUAUUUCUUUUGUCAAGUCAACUAGAUUCACUAUAGUAGUUGAGAUAACAAAAGAUUUUUAGUUUAGGUUGAUUAAAAUGAUAGCAUGGUGGUAACUCACUGAUUUAACAUGAAAAAAAUUAGUUGAUUCAACUAAUAGAUUAGUUCACUUGACUCCUGAGACUUCGUUUACCCUGUGCAAGCGCACAAUGCUCCGGGGUCAACACAGAAAGCAUUGUCAUUUUCUCCCCUUUAGAGACGAGCAAGUUUUAUGGUAAGUCCUUUUAAAAAUCCUUUUAAACGUUUCAAAAAUGUUGUCUAAGAGUGAUUUGAAGUAUUGCUGAAGAAGUUAGCAGUGGUCAAAAAUAGAACUUUAUUAUAAUUUUGCCUCAAAAUGUGGAUGAAAGUCAUUAAUGGCCUCUGUCACCUGGUCCUUUGAGCAUAACAUUACCUAUCAACCCUGCUGUUUUUUCCAUAUUUUACAGUUUUAUCCCGCUAUCAUCCCAUAAAGGUAUUUUCCCUAUUUUUUCCUGUAUAUUUUUAGUCUUUCUCUGAAGGGUGGCAAAUAAACAUUAAAGAGUCGAGCCUCCCUAUACGCAACCCAUACCGCCGAACCACUAGAAGGCGUCGAUUGUUCUUAAAUACGAGUCUGUUCUGUGCUUUUGCCUUGUUUAGGGUAGGAAAACACUUUGAAGUAAACAUUAAUACGGCGUGAUUCCCUUCCUUUUCAUUACAGGUGAGGUCGCCCCUUCAUAUGCAUGUCUCAAAACAGUCAUAUAACUUAAUGGUGCAUGACUGUCAGGUGACGCGCUCUAUAAUGAUGAAAAGACACUGUUUCCCAAACUGAUUCUGUACACGCCAUUUGAACAGGAGCAAGAGUCUGGGUUUUGGCUUUUAAACCAAUGAUCAGGGCAGCUUCAGUCACGCCAACCAGUUCUGUCCAAACCAGCUGCGGGUCAUGCUCACCGUAAACAAACUGGAUUGCGGGCAUGCAGAGAGAUGGCGUCAGACUUUUGCCAGCUGUUUGCUAAUAUGAUGCAGAUUACACAGAAAUAAAGAGGCCCAACUUCAAUAUUUCUGCAGAAAGAAAGUUUAGGGCUGUGGGAGACCCAUCUGCAGCAGUGAUGCUGACCCGGAGCUGAAGGCUUUCUCUCCACAGCCUCUCGCUCAACUGUGCUUCACUUUGGCUCACAGAGUAACCUCAGACCUUCACCUCGUUCAUCAGCAUAUAUGCAUCAACCCUCACUGCGUCUCUGACAGUGGAAUAUUGGAGGUCAUCACAGGCUCGACGUGAAUGCAGAACUGUCCACGUUUGCUUUCUAGAUUCUUCCAGUGGGUUUACAAGGAUGAGGCUGUCGGCAUCUUUUUACACAGCAUUCACAAUUUAGCACACAUUAAAGACAUGUUAGUGUGGCACCCACAUAAAUGUUGGCCAAUUUACUGAAAAAUUAUUUUAAAAGGUUUACUUUUAAAUGGGUCUGAUCAAAUAUUUUUCUUUCACUAUGCACACACUCACACAGAUACUUAAACAUAUAUAAAGAGUAAACAUGCUGGUAUUAACACUGCUUAUGAUUUUGUGCUAUAUAAAUAAAACAAGAAUUUGAGUUGAAUUAGAAUUUGAACUUGAAUUAGGGUUGAAGUUUAUUUAACCAUAAAUGCAGAUAAGAUCUGUUGAUCAAAUUUUUGCAAACAAAAAGUUGCCAAAAAACACAUAUUUUAAAACUUAUUUUAAUUGUUUUAAUAUUUGAUGUUGUUGUUUUUUUAAUACAAAACCUCUAAAAACCUUUAGUAUAAUAAACAGAUUUUUAAGUACCUUG
Danio rerio (zebrafish) is the source of this 4244-nucleotide messenger RNA. NCBI's taxonomy places the organism in Eukaryota, Metazoa, Chordata, Actinopteri, Cypriniformes, Danionidae. The record is from RefSeq and is a predicted model, not a curated record.